Messenger RNA from Spirometra erinaceieuropaei, 336 nucleotides. NCBI's taxonomy places the organism in Eukaryota, Metazoa, Platyhelminthes, Cestoda, Diphyllobothriidea, Diphyllobothriidae. The record is from the annotation of a GenBank genome assembly.
AUGCUUACACUGUCAACGAACGUUCUGCGCACGGAUCGGUGUCAUCGGACAUCUGCGGACUCAAUGCAACAACAACCGGACAAUUCCACCUGCUGCCUCCGCAAACGUCCCCGUCGUCACUCCUACACCAACCUCCAUGACGGGGACCACCCCACAACCGCUGAUCAUACUUCCGAUGCCCUGACGCCACAGUCGACGUCGUCGACCCUCAUCUUCUCUAUCGUUCCUGCCAGUAUCCCCGCAACGACGACUACCACCUCUCCAAUCCGUACUACCGGUGAGAACACUUCCGGAGCCCAUCAACUACUACCCUCAUCACCAGCAAUGUGGACCUGA